Molecule: messenger RNA, 24369 nt
Organism: Coregonus sp. 'balchen'
Lineage: Eukaryota; Metazoa; Chordata; Actinopteri; Salmoniformes; Salmonidae
Source: the annotation of a GenBank genome assembly
AUGGAUGAGAUGUUCAUGUUUGUACCUCGUCCUCCUGUCCCUACUCAGGUGCUGGACAAGAUGUUGGCCGCAGCUGCAUCCUUGUCUCGAUUGGUGGCAAAAAUGUUAUGCUUGAUUGUGGGAUGCACAUGGGUUUCAAUGAUGAUGUAAGUAGCUUCAUGAUUCUCAAUGUCACUGUCCCAUUAUGCUAUUCCGAUAAUCUUUUGGUAUUUUUGAUGUUCCAUUAUUGUGCCAUUGUUGUCUUUCCAGAGACGAUUCCCAGAUUUCUCCUACAUAACACAACAAGGACGCCUGACAGAAUUCUUGGACUGUGUGAUUAUCAGGUUUGUGGUCUUUACGGCACUUAGCUAUACCUAGGUACUACUCUUUUGCAAGAGAAACAACAUCAGACACACACAGAAAGAGCUUUCUCCCUCUCAAGGGCAUUCUAUCUUUGAUCUUUUAAUUGAUUUAUCUUCUGUCUUUUAAUUGAUUAAUCAUACUAACUCUCCUCCUAGUCAUUUCCACCUGGACCACUGUGGUGCUCUGCCAUACAUGAGUGAAAUGGUGGGCUACGAUGGGCCCAUCUACAUGACCCACCCCACCAAGGCCAUCUGCCCCAUCCUACUGGAGGACUUCAGGAAGAUCACCGUGGACAAGAAGGGUGAGACCAACUUCUUCACAUCCCAGAUGAUCAAGGACUGCAUGAAGAAAGUAGUCCCUUUGAACCUCCACCAGACCGUCCAGGUAUACAGUCCUGAAAUACCUUUUAAUUGCUAAUGUCUGGUAUUAGAAGUACUCCAAGGGUAGCCUGGUUCCAGAUCUAUUUGUGCUAUCUUGCCAACUCCCAUGGUCGUUGUUUGGUAUGACAAUUUUAAUUUGACCAUAGCAGUCGGCAAGACAGAACAAACAGACCUGGGAGCAGGCUACUCCAAGGGUAUAACAUAAAAUUCAUUACUAUCUCCAUAAUGGCCAAGAAACCACAUUUGAGGUAGUAUUGCUGUAUGGAAUGAUGUAUUAAGUUGAUUCUGUCAUGGUGUCUUAGGUGGACGAUGAGCUGGAGAUCAAGGCUUACUAUGCAGGCCACGUCCUGGGAGCUGCUAUGGUGCAGAUCAAAGUAGGAUCAGAGUCAGUGGUCUACACUGUGAGUAUUAGCCUAUUAAGAGAACUGGGCUUAUUAUUGAUCAGUGCAUGAAUCAUGCGAUUGCCUUGAAGUAACUUAUCCUUAAUUGCAUUUGCAGGGUGACUAUAACAUGACGCCAGACAGACAUUUAGGGUAAGUGGUAAAUUAUCUUGUGUUGUGUGUAAUAGUCCCGUGUAGCUCAGUUGGUAGAGCAUGGCGCUUGCAACGCCAGGGUUGUGGGUUCGAUUCCCACGGGGGUACCAGUAUGAAAAUGUAUGCACUCACUAACUGUAAGUCGCUCUGGAUAAGAGCGUCUGCUAAAUGACUAAAAUGUAAAAAAUUUAAUAGGGGUGUGAACGUUAAAACGUUUAAACGAAGUUGGGAUCCUUAACGUUAAGAAAAAUCCCUAACAUAAUUAAAAUCAGUGCAGUUAUCACAAAACAUAUUAUUUUAUGAACUAGACAAUAGGCUAUAAAGGCCUGGGUAAAGCUGUGUAAUUUAUACUGAACAAAAAUAUAAAUGCAACAUGUAAAGUGUUGGUCCCAUGUUUCAUGAACCGAAAUAAAAGAUCCCAAAGAAAUUUCAGGCGCACAAAAAGCCUAUUUCUCUAAAAUGUUGUGCACAAAUGUAUUUACAUGCUGGUUAGUGAGCAUUUCUCCUUUCCCCAAAAAAAUUAAUUCACCUGACGGGUGUGGCAUAUCAAGAAGCUGAUUAAAUUGUGCUGGGGACAAUAAAAGGCCACUCUAAAAUAUGCAGUUUUGUCAAACAACACAAUGCCAACAGAUGUCUCAAGUUUUGAGGGAGCGUGCAAUUGGCAUGCUGACUGCAGGAAUGUCCACCAGAGCUGUUGCGAGAGAAUUGAAUGUUAAUUUCUCUACCAUAAGCCGUUUUAGAGAAUUUGGCAGUGCAUCCAACCGGCCUCACAACCGCAGACCACGUGUAACCAUGCCAGCCCAGGACCUCCACAUCCGGCUUCUUCACCGGCAGGAUCGUCUGAGACCAGCCACCCGGACAGCUGAUGAAGCUGGGUUUGCACAACCCAAGAACUCUGCACAAACUGUCAGAAACUGUCUCAGGGAAGCUCAUCUGUGUGCUCGUCGUCCUCACCAGUGUCUUGACCUGACUGCAGUUUGGCGUUGUAACCGACAUCAGUUGGCAAAUGCUCAUCUUCGAUGGCCACUGGCAUGCUGGAUAAGUGUGCUCUUCACGGAUAAAUCCUGGUUUCAGCUGUACCGGGCAGACGUGUGGGCGAGCGGUUUGCUGAUGUCAACAUUGUGAACAGAGUGCCCCAUGUUGGCGGUGUGGUUAUGGUAUGGGCAGGCAUAAGCUACGGACAACGAGCACAAUUCCAUUUUAUCGAUGGAAAUUUGAAUUCACAGAGAUACUGUGACGAGAUCCUGAGGUCCAUUGUCGUGCCAACUCUGUGUAAAGGAGAUGUGUCGCGCUGCAUGAGGCAAAUGGUGGUCACACCAGAUACUGACUGGUUUUCUGAUCUACGCCCUUACCUUUUUUUGUUAAAGUUAUCUUUGACCAACAGAUGCAUAUCUAUAUUCCCAGUCAUGUGGUGAAAUCCAUAGAUUAGGGCCUAAUGAAUUUAAUUUGAUUGACUGAUUUCCUUAUAUGAACUGUAAUUCAGUAAAAUCGUUGAAAUUGUUGCAUGUUAUGUUUUUGUUCGGUAUAGAUUUAUUCAACACACUGGGUGUUGCAGCUGCAAAAGCACACAUACAAUUCACACAAGCAUAUGUUUACACCUUCCGAUUAGGCGGAGUUCUUGUAUUUCUAGGAUAAACAAUCAGUCUCUGUUGCUAGGCAAGAACUGAGUCUGUUCCUCCUAUUGAUGUGAUUGUGGAUCCAGAACCUUCAUGGGCAGGGAUGAGUGUGUGUUUGAUAAGACACAUUAGGAAUGUGACCAAAAUAGCUUUUUACCACAUGAGGAACAUUGCCAAGGUGCAAACGUUUCUAUCUCAGGCUGAUACAGAGGGACUCAUCCAUGCGCUUAUUACAAGCAGGCUUGACUACUGUAAUGCUCUCCUGUCUGGUCUACCCAAGAAAGCCAUUGGUCAACUGCAAAACAUACAGAAUGCUGCAGCACGGGUACUGACCAGACAGAGAGCACACAUUACACCGGUUUUAAAGUCUCUGCACUAGCUGCCUGUGAGAAUACAUUUAAAGAUUCUUCUAUUGGUUUUUAAAUCAAUCCACGAUUGUGCACCCCAAUACAUAUCAGACAUGCUUUUGAGUUAUGUACCCAGUAGGUCCCUCAAGUUCUCUGGCACUGGCCUUUUAACUAUCCCAAAGCCUAGGACAAAGAGGCAUGGAGAGGCAGCCUUUAGUUACUAUGCCCCCAGACUCUGGAAUAGCCUGUCAGAGAACCUGAGUGGGGCCGAAACUGUGGACAUAUUUAAAAGAGAUCUUAAAACACAAUUUUUUAGCUCUGCUUUUCCUCAGGGUGCUUUUUAGUCUUUUAGUUUUUAUUGUUAUUCUUUUGUUUUUUAUCCUCUUAUGUUUGUUGUGUAGUAAAUAUUUCAGUUUUUAUUGUUUUUAUUAGUUUUUUCCUGUGCAUUGCAUUGCAUUCAUGUCUGAAAUGUGCUACAGUGGGGAAAAAAUGUAUUUAGUCAGCCACCAAUUGUGCAAGUUCUCCCACUUAAAAAGAUGAGAGAGGCCUGUCAUUUUCAUCAUAGGUACACGUCAACUAUGACAGACAAAUUGAGAAAAAAAAAUCCAGAAAAUCACAUUGUAGGAUUUUUAAUGAAUUUAUUUGCAAAUUAUGGUGGAAAAUAAGUAUUUGGUCACCUACAAACAAGCAAGAUUUCUGGCUCUCACAGACCUGUAACUUAUUCUUUAAGAGGCUCCUCUGUCCUCCACUCGUUACCUGUAUUAAUGGCACCUGUUUGAACUUGUUAUCAGUAUAAAAUACACCUGUCUUUAUCUCCUACAGAGUGAAAGGGAAUGUGGAGAAUAACGGAGUACUAAAAUGAUGAUUGGCUGCCUUCAUUAUCCAAUCACAGUUAAUUGGAGCAGUGUAGCCUCUAAUUCUUCUUAAAGGAAUAAUGAGUCAUGGUUUCACCUUUCAACUAUCAGAUGUCAAAACUGUUGUGUCGUACGGAAGUAUCCAAGUGCACCUUAGUGUGAAGGAUCAAGACAAGUCAUUGACUGUUCUCUCUGCUACCGCACGGCAAGUGCCUCAAUUACCUCGAUUACCUCGACUAACCUGUGCCCCCGCACAUUGACUCUGUACCAGUACCCUCUGUAUAUAGCCUCCCUACUGUUAUUUUAUUUUACUGCUGCUUUUUAAUUAUUUUGAUUUUUUACUUAACACUUAUUUGUCUUAAAACUGCAUUGUUGGUUAAGGGCUUGUAAGUAAGCAUUUCACUGUAAGGUCUACACCUGUUGUAUUCGGCGUAUGUUGCAAAUAUAAUUUGAUUUGAUUUGAUUUGCAUGCCAGAUGUUUGAAUAUACUCUACUACUCUGUUUUGCAUAACAGAGGGAAUCUCUCCAAGGAUGAUCAAUGGCUGGAACAGAGCAAAUGGAAUGGCAUUAAAUACAUGGAAACCAUGUGUUUGAUGUAUUUGAUAUCAUUCCACUAAUUCCGCUCCAGCCGUUACCACGAGCGUGUCCUCCCCAAUUAAGGUGCCACCAACCUCCUGUGCCUCAGACAGCCAACAGCAUCUAGCUAGGUGAAUGCUGUGUAAAACUUAAUGGGCUUACUGAGGAUGCUACAGAAUAUUAAUUUAGCUGUUCUAAUGGGAGGUGCUUUCCCACUGGGCACAGACGUCAGUUCAACGUAAAUUGUUUAUUCACAUUUGGUUGAGUUGUCAACCAACCAUAGCCGCGGGAAGUAGUUUGUGGGUGGGGGUGCUGCGAUUUCUUUUGGCCGAUGGGGGAUGCAGAAUUUUUUUGUUGUCGCCUGAGCUGAAGAUAUCUACACUGCUCAAAAAAAUAAAGGGAACACUUAAACAACACAACGUAACUCCAAGUCAAUCACACUUCUGUGAAAUCAAACUGUCCACUUAGGAAGCAACACUGAUUGACAAUACAUUUCACAUGCUGUUGUGCAAAUGGAAUAGACAACAGGUGGAAAUUAUAGGCAAUUAGCAAGACACCCCCAAUAAAGGACUGGUUUUGCAGGUGGUGACCACAGACCACUUCUCAGUUCCUAUGCUUCCUGGCUGUUGUUUUGGUCACUUUUGAAUGCUGGCAGUGCUUUCACUCUAGUGGUAGCAUGAGACGGAGUCUACAACCCACACAAGUGGCUCAGGUAGUGCAGCUCAUCCAGGAUGGCACAUCAAUGCGAGCUGUGGCAAGAAGGUUUGCUGUGUCUGUCAGCGUAGUGUCCAGAGCAUGGACGCGCUACCAGGAGACAGGCCAGUACAUCAGGAGACGUGGAGGAGGCUGUAGGAGGGCAACAACCCAGCAGCAGGACUGCUACCUCCGCCUUUGUGCAAGGAGGAGCAGGAGGAGCACUGCCAGAGCCCUGCAAAAUGACCUCCAGCAGGCCACAAAUGUGCAUGUGUCUGCUCAAACGGUCAGAAACAGACUCCAUGAGGGUGGUAUGAGGGCCCGACGUCCACAGGUGGGGGUUGUGCUUACAGCCCAACACCGUGCAGGACAUUUGGCAUUUGCCAGAGAACACCAAGAUUGGCAAAUUCGCCACUGGCGCCCUGUGCUCUUCACAGAUGAAAGCAGGUUCACACUGAGCAAGUGACAGACGUGACAGAGUCUGGAGACGCCUUGGAGAACGUUCUGCUGCCUGCAACAUCCUCCAGCAUGACCGGUUUGGCGGUGGGUCAGUCAUGGUGUGGGGUGGCAUUUCUUUGGGGGGCCGCACAGCCCUCCAUGUGCUCGCCAGAGGUAGCCUGACUGCCAUUAGGUACCGAGAUGAGAUCCUCAGACCCCUUGUGAGACCAUAUGCUGGUGCGGUUGGCCCUGGGUUCCUCCUAAUGCAAGACAAUGCUAGACCUCAUGUGGCUGGAGUGUGUCAGCAGUUCCUGCAAGAGGAAGGCAUUGAUGCUAUGGACUAGCCCACCCGUUCCCCAGACCUGAAUCCAAUUGAGAACAUCUGGGACAUCAUGUCUCGCUCCAUCCACCAACGCCACGUUGCACCACAGACUGUCCAGGAGUUGGCGGAUGCUUUAGUCCAGGUCUGGGAGGAGAUCCCUCAGGAGACCAUGCGCCACCUCAUCAGGAGCAUGCCCAGACGUUGUAGGGAGGUCAUACAGGCACGUGGAGGCCACACACACUACUGAGCCUCAUUUUGACUUGUUUUAAGGACAUUACAUCAAAGUUGGAUCAGCCUGUAGUGUGGUUUUCCACUUUAAUUUUGAGGGUGACUCCAAAUCCAGACCUCCAUGGGUUGAUACAUUUGAUUUCCAUUGAUAAUUUUUGUGUGAUUUUGUUGUCAGCACAUUCAACUAUGUCAAGAAAAAAGUAUUUAAUAAGAUUAUUUCAUUCAUUCAGAUCUAGGAUGUGUUAUUUUAGUGUUCCCUUUAUUUCUUUGAGCAGUGUAUAUCUGUCCAUUUAAUACAGGACUAGUAAAGGCCCAGUGCACUACGUUUGUGAAAAUAUUUGAACUAAAUGUGUUAUUUCAGUGUUUACCAGCAUUUGUAACUUGAGUCUGAUAAUUAACUGUACAAAACAGUUAAUCUGAUAACACUUGUGGAAUAUAAAAAUACUUGCUUGAUAUGUUUCCCAUUGUGAAAACUGAAAUUCAUACCAUUUCCAUUUUAGCAGACACUCUUAUCCAAAGCAACUUACAGUAGUGAGUGCAUACAUUUUCAUACUGGUCCCCCAUGGGAUUUGAACCCACAACCAUAGCAUUGCAAGCGCCAUGCUCUACCAACUGAGCCACAUCAACACAUCAUCACAAACCACUUGAUGUCUCAAUGUACUAAAUUACUGUUUUGUGCAUUGUUUUGUUUCACGUGAUAGAACAUCUACAGGUACAAACCUAGAUAACCACCCUAUGUACAAUACAGUAAUGUACAUUUACAUUAAGUGGUUUGUUAGGAUGGUAAAUUAAUGAUUAGGUGGCCAUGAUGGCAUGAGGGCCAGAUUAGGAAUUUAGCCAGGACACAGGGGUUAACACCCCUAAUCUUAGGAUAAGUGCCACGGGUUCUGUAGUGACCACAGAGAGUCAGCACUCACGUUUAACUUCCUAUCCGAAAGACGGCACCCUACACAGGACAAUGUCCCCUAUCAUUGCCCUGGGAUACUUUUUUAAACCAGAGGAAAGAGUGCCUCCUACUGGCCCUCCAACAGCAUCUGGUCUCCCAUCCAGGACCUACCCUGCUUAGCUUCAGAGGAAAGCCAGCAGUGGGAUGCAGGGUGGUAUGCUGCUGGUCCUUAAUUAUACAACUACCUUUUUUGCCAAAGCUGAUAUGCUGGAGAAAAAAAAUGCACGCUACAGACAUCUACUGUAUAUCGGUCCGCUAAUACUAGUAAAGGCCCAGUUGUAAAAAAAAAUAUUUUUUCAAAAAAAUUUUUUGUAUCAAUAUAUUUUUUAUUCUGAUUUGUCAGGGGUACUGCAGCACCCUCAGCACCCCUACUUACCACGGCUAUGCAACUAACGUGAAUUCAACAUGAAAUUAACAAACAAUUUCACCAUGACAUUGGCUUUAGGUUAAAAGUUUGGUGAAAAAAUACUCAAUUCCCUUAAGUUGAUGACUUUUUGCAAAUUCAAUCAGUUUUCCAUGUUGAUUCAAUGUCAUCACAUUUUUGCCCAGUGGGUUCUUUGUAGUGGUUCAUUAUUCAUCAUCACACAAUACAGUUAUUGUGAAAUUAUAAUGAUUAGAGAAAUACUUUACUACGAAGAUUCAGCAUCCGACUACAUUUGAGAAUAAACUGAGAGUGAACACCUUAUCAAUCAUUUAAAUGGUAAUGAUAGACAUCAUCACUCAUACACAUUGGGGUAUACAACAUUCUUAUAAGAUGUGUCAUGCCCUCGUGGCCUUUGUAGGUCAAGCUAGCAUGCUGCUGUUUCCUUUACCAAUGAAGUAUGAGACCAGCCAGAGGCACUUAGCCAACAUGCUAACAGCAGCCAUGAUUAAUUCAAUAGCCCCUGUUAACGUUGAUUACCAAGUCUUUCACCCCACUUCUCCCUCCCUCUGUUCUAUCUGCAGCGGAGGGCACUAGCUGGAGCAUUGGCUACAGGAGGCAAGCCAGCAGAGAGCCUUCCCUAUGAGCAAAAUAUGUUGAAAAUACGUAGUUUUGCUCACUGAGAUACAUCCAAGGCCAGCACCUAUAGGGACUAAAUGAAAACAUCAGGUUUAAAUGUUUUUUUACCCAGACAACGUUGGGAAUUGCUGGUAGUGUCUUUUGUGUGCACAUUUCACAUCUGGCUCUCUCAAUUCCUGGGUGCUGCAAUGUACUGACAUUAAGCUAUUUGUGUGUUAUCGAUCUACACUAUAUUUCUACCAACACUGUAAACUAGUACAAGGUAACGCCAAUCAAAUGUAAAAUAAAUAAGUAAUGUUGAAGAGAGUGGAUGAUAAAUGAUAAUUUAGUUAGAUCUCCAUGUACAGUGGGGAGAACAAGUAUUUGAUACACUGCCGAUUUUGCAGGUUUUCCUACUUACAAAGCAUGUAGAGGUCUGUAAUUUUUAUCAUUUUUAUCAACUGUGAGAGACAGAAUCUAAAACAAAAAUCCAGAAAAUCACAUUGUAUGAUUUUUAAGUAAUUAAUUUGCAUUUUAUUGCAUGACAUAAGUAUUUGAUCACUUACCAACCAGUAAGAAUUCCGGCUCUCACAGACCUGUUAGUUUUUCUUUAAGAAGCCCUCCUGUUCUCCACUCAUUACCUGUAUUAACUGCACCUGUUUGAACUUGUUACCUGUAUAAAAGACACCUGUCCACACACUCAAUCAAACAGACUCCAACCUCUCCACAAUGGCCAAGACCAAAGAGCUGUGUAAGGACAUCAGGGAUAAAAUUGUAGACCUGCACAAGGCUGGGAUGGGCUACAGGACAAUAGGCAAGCAGCUUGGUGAGACGGCAACAACUGUUGGUGCAAUUAUUAGAAGUUCAAGAUGACGGUCAAUCACCCUCGGUCUGGGGCUCCAUGCAAGAUCUCACCUCGUGGGGCAUCAAUGAUCAUGAGGAAGGUGAGGGAUCAGCCCAGAACUACACGGCAGGACCUGGUCAAUGACCUGAAGAGAGCUGGGACCACAGUCUCAAAGAAAACCAUUAGUAACACACUACGCGGUCAUGGAUUAAAAUCCUGCAGCGCACGCAAGGUCCCCCUGCUCAAACCAGGGCAUGUCCAGGCCCGUCUGAAGUUUGCCAAUUACCAUCUGGAUGACCCAGAGGAGGAAUGGGAGAAGGUCAUGUGGUCUGAUGAGACAAAAAUAGAGCUUUUUGGUCUAAACUCCACUCGCCGUGUUUGGAGGAAGAAGAAGGAUGAAUACAAUCCCAAGAACACCAUCCCAACCGUGAAGCAUGGAGGUGGAAACAUAAUUCUUUGGGGAUGCUUUUCUGCAAAGGGGACAGGACAACUGCACCGUAUUGAGGGGAGGAUGGAUGAGGCCAUGUAUCAUGAGAUCUUGGCCAACAACCUCCUUCCCUCAGUAAGAGCAUUGAAGAUGGGUCGUGGCUGAGUCUUCCAGCAUGACAACGACCCCGAAACACACAGCCAGCGCAACUAAGGAGUGGCUCCGUAAGAAGCAUCUCAAGGUCCUGGAGUGGCCUAGCCAGUCUCCAGACCUGAACCCAAUAGAAAAUCUUUGGAGGGAGCUGAAAGUCCGUAUUGCCCAGCGACAGCCCCGAAACCUGAACUAUCUGGAGAAGGUCUGUAUGGAGGAGUGGGCCAAAAUCCCUGCUGCAGUGUGUGCAAACCUGUUCAAGACCUACAGGAAACGUAUGAUCUCUGUAAUUGCAAACAAAGGUUUCUGUACCAAAUAUUAAGUUCUGCUUUUCUGAUGUAUCAAAUACUUAUGUCAUGCAAUAAAAUGCAAAUUAAUUACUUAAAAAUCAUACAAUGUGAUUUUCUGGAUUUUUGUUUUAGAUUCUGUCUUUCACAGUUGAAGUGUACCUAUGAUAACAAUUACAGACCUCUACAUGCUUUGUAAGUAGGAAAACCUGCAAAAUCGGCAGUGUAUCAAAUACUUGUUCUCCCCACUGUAAAUAAAGCUUGAUUUGAUCUACAGUUGGAGCAUGGUUAGGAUGUGGCCUUCAAGCCCCCCUCCCAGAGGUUUCUUCUCUCUUCAACUUUGUCCUCACCGCGAUGUUUAACUCCACUUCUCUCCCUGCCCUAGUUCAAAAGAUACUCGCCUGACCAGGAACUGAGACUCGACUGUGGCUCUUUACCUACUUCUUUAGAAAUAUUUAUAUACAGUGCCUCCAGAAAGUAUUCAGAACCCUUGACUUUUUCCACAUUUUGUUGUGUUACCGGCUGAAUUUUAAAUUGAUUACAUUGAGGUGUUUCACUGGCCUACACACAAUACCCCAUAAUGUCCAAGUGGAAUAAUGUUUUUAGAAACUUUUAUAAAUUAAUUAAAAAUGAAAAGCUUUAAUGUCUUGAGUCAAUAAGUAUUCAACACCUUAGUUAUGGCAAGCAUAAAUAAGUUCAGGAGAAAUGUUUUCCUUAAAACUGCAAUAUAUGUAACUUUUUGGGAGACCUGACAAAAUUCACAUUGAAAUGUAAGUUAGAGAUCUGGCAUUCUUAUUGAAAGCAAGUCUAAGAAGUGUUAGAUCUGUUCUAUGUGCGCUAUUUCUAUGAUCACGUUUCUAAGAGUCGUUUUUGCGUCUUUUACUUUCGGUUUUGUACACCAGCUUCAAACAGCUGAAAAUACAAUAUUUUUGCUUAUGGACAAGACAUUUCACAGCUGUUUAGAUGGUACAAUGAUUCUCUACACUAUACUUGCUUGUUUUGUCAUAUAAAGUGAAAUUAGGCAAACUAUUAGAAUUUUAGCAACCAGGAAAUGGUGGAGCAAUUUCUUCGUAGUGCAUCUUUAAAAGUGGCACAAUAAGUUGCAUGGACUCACUCAGUGUGCAAUAAUAGUGUUUAACAUGAUUUUGGAAUGACUACCGAAUGUCUGUACCCCACACAUCCAAUUAUCUGUAAGAGCCCUCAGUCGAGCAGUGAAUUUCAAGCACAGAUUCAACCACACAGACCAGGGAGGUUUUUCAAUGCCUCGUAAAGAAGGGCACCUAUUGGUAGAUGGGUAAAGAUAUUGAAUAUCCCUUUGAGCAUGGUGAAGUUAUUAGUUACACUUUGGAUGGUGUAUCAAUACACCCAGUCACUACAAAGAUACAGGCGUCCUUCCUAACUUAGUUGCCGGAGAGGAAGGAAACCGCUCAGGGAUUUCUCCAUGAGGCCAAUGGUGACUUUAAAACAGUUGCAGAGUUUAAUGGUUGUGAUAAGAGAAAACUGAGGAUGGAUCAACAACAUCGUAGUUACUCCACAAUACUAACCUACACUGAACAAAAAUAUAAACGCAACAUACAACAAUUUCAAAGAUUUUACUGAGUUACAGUUAAUAUAAGGAAAUUAGUCAAUUGAAAUAAAUAAAUGAAAGGUGAGCAUUUGCCCACUGAAGUCGGUUACGACGCCAAACUGCAGUCAGGUCAAGACCCUGGUGAGGACGACGAGCACGCAAAUGAGCUUCCCUGAGAAUGUUUCUGACAGUUUGUGCAGAAAUUCUUUGGUUGUGCAAACCCACAGUUUCAUCAGCUGUCUGUGUGGCUGGUCUCGGACGAUCCCGCAAGUGAAGAAGCCAGAUGUGGAGGUCCUGGGCUGGCGUGGUUACACGUGGUCUGCAGUUGUGAGUCCAGUUGGACGUACAGCCAAAUUCUCUAAAAUGACUUAGGAAGCGGUUUAUGGUAUAUAAAUGGACAUUCAAUUAUCUGGCAACAUCUUUGGUGGACAUUCCUGCAAUCCGCAUGCCAAUUGCACGCUCCCUCAACUUGAUACAUCUGUGGCAUUGAGUUAUGAGAAAAAACAGCACAUUUUACAGUGGCCUUUUAUUGUCCCCAGUACAAGGUGCACCUGUGUAAUGAUCGUGCUGUUUUAAUCAGCUUUUUGAUAUGCCACACCUGUCAGGUGGGUGGAUUAUCUUGGCAAAGGAGUCAUGCUCACUAACAGGGAUGUAAACAAAUUUGUGCAUAAAAUGUGAGAGAAAUAAGCUUUUUGUGCGAAUGGAAAAUUGAUAGGAUCUUUAUUUCCGCUCAUGAAACAUGGGACCAACACUUUCCAUGUUGUGUUUAUAUUUUUGUUCAGUAUAAAUGACAGAGUGAAAAGAAGGAAGCCUGUACAGAAUAAAAAAGAUCCAGAACAUGCAUCCAGUUUGCAAUAAGGCACUAAAGUAAAACUGCAAAGAAUGUGGCAAUGAAAUUAACUUUAUGUCCUGAGUACAAAGCGUUAUGUUUGGGGCAAAUCCAACACAAAACAUCACUGAGUAUCACUCUUCAUAUUUUCAAGCAUGUUGGUGGCUGUGUCAUGUUAGGGCUGUGCUUGUCAUCGGGAAUAUAGUUUUUUGGGAUAAAAAUAAACGGAAUAGAGCUAAGCACAGGCAAAAUCCUAGAGGAAAACCUGGUUGUCUGCUUACCAACAGACACUGGGAGACAAAUUCACCUAACCUAAAACCCAAGGCCAAAUAUACACUGGAGUAGCUUACCAAGAUGUCAUGGAAUGUUCCUGAGUGGCCUAGUUACAGUUUUGACUUCAAUCGGUUUGAAAAUCUAUGGCAAAACUUGAAAAUGGCUGUCUUGCAAUGAUCAACAACCAACUAGACAGAGCUUGAAUAAUUUUGUUAAGAAUGUGCAGAUAUUGUACAGCCUAUGGCCCAGAUUCACAAAACACUUCUUACGCAAAAACUUAACAAGCUUCUUAACAAAAAAAAUAAGAAGUUCAUAAGAUAGUUUGUAAGUGCAAUUCCUCAACAAUAUCUUAAGAUUUAAGGAUUUUCUUACAAACUUCUCAAAUAUCUUCUUAAUAUGUUGCUAGGCAACCGUUUUUGCUAGCUAUCUAGCUAGCAAUGGCAAUCAUGUUAGCAUAUUUCUUACUGAGAUUACUGUUCUAAAACAUGUUCUUGGGUUUAAAAUAAUCAAUACUGAAACUUUCAGAUGAAGUUUGUGUGAAUUGAACAUGUUUAGUUGCUUUCAUGAGCUUUUUCUCUCACUGCCCUGAGUUUAGCUAUCUUGGAAGUAAGAACAUUUCCAAUAACUUUAUUUUCAAGAAUCUAAUUUCUUCUUAACUUUUUGCUUAAGGAAAAACAUAAGAAAUAUCGCAAGAACAUUUUCGAGAACCUUUUUGAGGAAUAGCAACUUUGCUUAACUUUCUUCUUAAGUCUAUAGUUUAAGGAAAAAAUGGCAGUUAAGAAGACAUUUCUUCUUAAGAAGGUUUUGUGAAUCUGGGCCCAGGUGUGCAAAGCUUUUAGGGACUUACCCACAAAGACUCACAGCUGUAAUCGCUGCCAAAAGUGAUUCUAGCAUGUGUUGAAUCAGGGGUGUGAAGGCUUAUGUAAGUUAGAUAUUUCUCUAUUUCAUUUUCAAUAAAUUAGUAUUUUUUUCUUCUAAAAACAUGUUUUCACUUUGUCAUUGUGGGGUAUUGUGUGUAGACGGGUGCAGGAAAAAAUCUAUUUAAUCAAUUUUUAAUUCAGGCUGUAACAAAAUGUGAAAAGCAGUGCAUCCGGAAACUAUUCAGACCCCUUUUUCCACAUUUUGUUACGUUACAGCCUUAUUUUAAAAUUGAUUAAAUUGUUUUUUUCCUCAUCAAUCUACACACAAUACCCCAUAAUGACAAAGCAUAAACAGGUUUUUAGAAAUCUUUGCUAAAAAAUACUGAAAUAUCACAUUUACGUAAGUAUUCAGACCCAUUACUCAGUACUUUGUUGAAGCACCUUUAGCAGCGAUUACAGCCUUGAGUCUUGGUUAUGACGCUACAAGCUUGGCACACCUGUAUUUGGGGAGUUUCUCCCAUUGUUCUCUGCAGAUCCUCUCAAGCUCUGUCAGGUUGAAUGGGGAGUGUCGCUGCUCCAGAGAUGUUCGAUCGGGUUCAAGUCUGGGCUCUGGCUGGGCCACUCAAGGACAUUCAGAGACUUGUCCCGAAGCCACUGCUGCCUUGUCUUGGCUGUGUGCUUAGGGUCGUUGUCCUGUUGGAAGGUGAACCUUCGCCCCAAUAGGAGGUCCUGAGCGCUAUGGAGCAGGUUUUCAUCAAGGAUCUCUCUGUACUUUGCUCUGUUCAUCUUUCCCUCGAUCCAGACUAGUCUCCCAGUCCCUGCCACUGAAAAACAUCCCCACAGCAUGAUGCUGCCACCACCAUGCUUCAACGUACGGAUGGUGACACAUUUCCUCCAGACGUGACCCUUGGCAUUCAGGCCAAAGAGUUCAAUCUUGGUUUCAUCAGAUCAGAGAAUCUUGUUUCUCAUGGUCUUGAGAGUCCUUUAGGUACCUUUUGGCAAACUCCAAGCGGGCUGUCAUGUGGCUUUUUCUGAAGAGUGGCUACCAUCUGGCCACUCUACCAUAAAAGGCCUGAUUGGUGGAGUGCUGCAGAGAUGGUUGUCCUUCUGAAAGGUUCUCCCAUUCCCACAGAGGAACUCUGGAGCUCUGUCAGAGUGACCAUCAGGUUCUUGGUGACCUCCCUGACCAAGGCCCUUCUCCCCCGAUUGCUCAGUUUUGCCGGGCGGCUGGCUCUAGGAAGAAUCUUGGUGGUUCCAACCUUCUUCCAUUCAAGAAUGAUGGAGGCCACUGUGUUCUUGGGGACCUUCAAUGCUGCAGACAUUUUUUGGUACCCUUCCCCGCAUCUGUGCCUCGACACAAUCCUGUCGCAGCUCUACGGACAAUUCCUUCGAACUCAUGGCUUGGUUUUUGCACUGACAUGCAUUGUCAACUGUGGGACCUUAUCUAGACAGGUGUGUGCCUUUCCAAAUCAUGUCCCAUCAAUUGAAUUUACCACAGGUGGACUCCAAGUUGUAGAAACAUCUCAAAGAUGAUCAAUGGGAAACAGGAUGCACCUGAGCUCAAUUUUGAGUCUCAUAGCAAAGGGUCUGAAUACUUAUAUAAAUAUGGGUUUUCUGUUUAUUAUUGUUUAUAAAUUUGCAAAAAUUUCUACCAAGUUGUUUUCGCUUUGUCAUUAUGGGGUAUUGUGUGUAGAUUGAUGAGGGAAAAAUGUAUUUAGUCCAUUUUAGAAUACGGCUGUAAUGUAACAAAAUGUGGAACAAGUCAAGGGGUCUGAAUACUUUCCGAAUGCACUGUAUAAAACACAACCACAUUUUUGACUGCAAUUUCUUUAAUGAACUUUAAAACUAAACAUUUUCUCUCAACAGUCAAAUCUCGCUUAGGGCCCCUAAAAGGCUAGAGGCGGCCCUGGCCUGGCCCUAGUGGUCAUACAUACAUAAUAGGACCUUUAUUCUGUAUUCUGAAUUGACGUGGAAUUUGAUGAUUCUUUCUUAUCGUUUUAAUGGAAAAACUAUUUUUAAAAUGUCAGUUUAACCCUUUAACUGGCACACAAAUAAAAAAAUAUCAGAAAAUGUAUUUUUCGGCAAAAUUUGUAUGUAUCCUCAGUAUAGGCCAUCAAUUAUUUUUGUUUUGUUUGCAUGACUUAAACUUUGAUAGAUAAUGCAUCACAAACAUCUCAACCAGCCGGUUGUUGCCCAAUUAGCGUAAACUCGUUUUAUAUUGGAAUUUGUAUAGACUUUUUAAAUAAUCUCAAAAGUGAUACAUGCUUCAUUUACUUACAAUGGAAGUUAGGCAAAGUUAAAUUAGGACUGAUAUCAAAUAUUAAUAAAAUGAUACAUUUGUGUCAAAAUAUGAAUAUUAGAAUGCAUGUAAAUGAAUGCGUUUACAGUUUAUAUGCUUAGAAUAACAGUACAAUUAUAUGUACUGAAUGAUAUUGUGAAACAUAUUGAAGAUAAGUCAUACAGUGAAUAAUGAUAUGGAUUUGAAAGGAUUUUUGUAUUUGCAUAGAUUUAAAAAAUCCCAUAAUAUUUCGCCAUUGUCCAUUACCACUAGCUUUGACUUAAUAGCAUUACUUUAAUGGGCAUCUCAACCGACUGGUAGAGGCAUGUUUUUCAAGAGUUCCUAAAAUUGUAAAACAACAACAUAUUAGUUAUUUAAUCAUUCUGGUCAACCGCCCGGUUGAGCUGCCUGUUAAACGUUAAGCAAAAUUGUCCAUUUGUCACAUCCCUAGUGUGUAACAUGGUUUAGAUCCAUGCUUAUGCAUUCUAUAAAAAAACAUUUUUAUUCUGUGUUGUCAUAGGGCUGCGUGGAUUGAUAAGUGUCGGCCUGACAUCCUCAUCUCAGAGUCUACCUACGCCACCACCAUCCGUGACUCAAAGAGGUGCAGGGAGAGGGACUUCCUGAAGAAAGUACAUGAGACAGUGGAGAGAGGAGGAAAGGUGAGGACCACCACACAAGUUUCUUCCGUCCAUAUAGCUCAUUCUGUCUCUCUAGAACUAGUGCCUAAUGGAGGAAAUGUUGUGCUCUCAGGUUCUGAUUCCGGUCUUUGCCCUGGGAAGAGCUCAGGAACUGUGUAUUCUAUUGGAAACAUUCUGGUAAGAUUUUGAUUCCGAGUCAAUUUCCGAGUUCAAUUAGCAUUGUGAUCCUAGUGUCCUUUUGAUAAGAUGGCAUUAACUUUGUGUUGAUUUGAUGUUAGGCAAUUCAGAGAAUGAUUUGACAGUAACACUCUCCUCUCCUUCCAUAGGGAGCGGAUGAACAUGAAGGCUCCCAUCUACUUCUCCACGGGGCUCACAGAGAAAGCCAAUCACUACUACAAACUCUUCAUCACCUGGACCAAUCAGAAGAUCAGAAAAACCUUUGUACAGAGAAACAUGUUUGAGUUCAAACACAUCAAGGCCUUUGAUCGCUCCUACGCAGACAACCCUGGACCAAUGGUGCAGAAACAUCAUCAUAUUUUUGCAUGCUACUACCAUAACAUUACUUUACAGUUGCAACAUGAAUGUAUAAUUAGGCAUUGAUAUGCUUUAGAUACAGACAUUUCCAAUCAUUUGUACAUUAUACAGUGGGGGAAAAAAGUAUUUAGUCAGCCACCAGUUGUGCAAGUUCUCCCACUUAAAAAGAUGAGAGAGGCCUGUAAUUUUCAUCAUAGGUACACGUCAACUAUGACAGACAAAUUGAGAAAAGAAAAUCCAGAAAAUCACAUUGUAGGAUUUUUAAUGAAUUUAUUUGCAAAUUAUGGUGGAAAAUAAGUAUUUGGUCACCUACAAACAAGCAAGAUUUCUGGCUCUCACAGACCUGUAACUUCUUCUUUAAGAGGCUCCUCUGUCCUCCACUCGUUACCUGUAUUAAUGGCACCUGUUUGAACUUGUUAUCAGUAUAAAAGACACCUGUCCACAACCUCAAACAGUCACUCUCCAAACUCCACUAUGGCCAAGACCAAAGAGCUGUCAAAUGACACCAGAAACAAAAUUGUAGACCUGCACCAGGCUGGGAAGACUGAAUAUGCAAUAGGUAAGCAGCUUGGUUUGAAGAAAUCAACUGUGGGAGCAAUUAUUAGGAAAUGGAAGACAUACAAGACCACUGAUAAUCUCCCUCGAUCUGGGGCUCCACGCAAGAUCUCACCCCGUGGGGUCAAAAUGAUCACAAGAACGGUGAGCAAAAAUCCCAGAACACACGGGGGGACCUAGUGAAUGACCUGCAGAGAGCUGGGACCAAAGUAACAAAGCCUACCAUCAGUAACACACUACGCCGCCAGGGACUCAAAUCCUGCAGUGCCAGACGUGUCCCCCUGCUUAAGCCAGUACAUGUCCAGGCCCGUCUGAAGUUUGCUAGAGUGCAUUUGGAUGAUCCAGAAGAGGAUUGGGAGAAUGUCAUAUGGUCAGAUGAAACCAAAAUAUAACUUUUUGGUAAAAACUCAACUCGACGUGUUUGGAGGACAAAGAAUGCUGAGUUGCAUCCAAAGAACACCAUACCUACUGUGAAGCAUGGGGGUGGAAACAUCAUGCUUUGGGGCUGUUUUUCUGCAAAGGGACCAGGACGACUGAUCCGUGUAAAGGAAAGAAUGAAUGGGGCCAUGUAUCGUGAGAUUUUGAGUGAAAACCUCCUUCCAUCAGCAAGGGCAUUGAAGAUGAAACGUGGCUGGGUCUUUCAGCAUGACAAUGAUCCCAAACACGCCGCCCGGGCAACGAAGGAGUGGCUUCGUAAGAAGCAUUUCAAGGUCCUGGAGUGGCCUAGCCAGUCUCCAGAUCUCAACCCCAUAGAAAAUCUUUGGAGGGAGUUGAAAGUCUGUGUUGCCCAGCGACAGCCCCAAAACAUCACUGCUCUAGAGGAGAUCUGCAUGGAGGAAUGGGCCAAAAUAGCAGCAACAGUGUGUGAAAACCUUGUGAAGACUUACAGAAAACGUUUGACCUGUGUCAUUGCCAACAAAGGGUAUAUAACAAAGUAUUGAGAAACUUUUGUUAUUGACCAAAUACUUAUUUUCCACCAUAAUUUGCAAAUAAAUUCAUUAAAAAUCCUACAAUGUGAUUUUUUGGAUUUUUUUUUCUCAUUUUGUCUGUCAUAGUUGACGUGUACCUAUGAUGAAAGUUACAGGCCUCUCAUCUUUUUAAGUGGGAGAACUUGCACAAUUGGUGGCUGACUAAAUACUUUUUUCCCCCACUGUAGAUACUAUUCUUCUUACCCCAGUGAAUAUUCUACAUAGUCACUGUAGACCCGUUAUUAUUAGGUUUACCCAUUUUUUUUACCUUUAUUUAACUAGGCAAGUCAGUUAAGAAUAAAUUCUUAUUUACAAUGACGGCCUACACCGGCCAAACCCGGACAACGCUGGGCCAAUUGUGCGCCGCCCUAUGGGACUCCCAAUCACAGCCGGUUGUGAUACAGCCUGGAAUCGAGCCAGGGGGUCUGUAGUGACGCCUCAAGCACUGAGAUGCAGUGCCUUAGACCACUGCGCCACUCGGGAGCCCAUGAAAUUGGGUUGGAACAGAUAGUGUGCUACUUUCUUGAAUUGUAUAUUUUUUAUAUUUUUAUAAAUUCAAUUAUUGAAAUAUCACUACUGAAAAGUGUGUGUGUUCCCUCAGGUGGUGUUUGCCACCCCAGGAAUGUUGCAUGCUGGUCAGUCUCUACAGAUAUUCAAGAAGUGGGCUGGCAACGAGAAGAAUAUGGUGAGUCCCAUUUAAGAUCUAUACCGUAAAACUUCAAUUAAAUGGCAUGUCUCAAAUAGCCGCUGGGUCUAAAUGAAUUGUUUACGAGGUUAUCAUGAAUUACCAUGAAUUGUUUACAAGGUUUAAUGUUUGAUUUGUUACAUUAAAGGUGCACUAUGCAGAAAUCACGCUGCCUUUUCCUGUUUGCAAAAAUUCUAAUAGUUCGCAUAAUUUCAUUUUGUGACAAAAUAAGCAAGUAUAGUGUAGAGAAUCAUUGUAACAUCUAAACCGGUGUGAAAUAUAUUUUCCAUAACCAAAAAUAUUGUAUUUUUAGCUGUUUGAAGCUGGUGUACAAAACCGAAAGUAAAAGACAAAAAAAAAAAGAACGGGAAGCAUAGAAGUGCGCACAUAGAACAGAUCUACCGCUUCUUAGACUUGCUUUCAAUGACAGUGACAGAUCUAUAACUAACUGGCAAGCACAAAAAGUCAAUUUCUGGAGGACAGACCCCCAGAAAUUGGCCAAUCACCCUCUACUGGCGAAAGUAAGAACUGCCAAAAAAUGCACAGUCAAAGAGGAGAAUAAUUAUUCUGUGAAGGAAAAGGGUUUUUUAUUUGAUUGAUUUUUUAGGCAUACUAAGACAAACAUGACAAAGUGUGUAAAUAAGAAUACAUAAGUGCAGGAUAUCAAGAAAUUGAUUAAAAUGCUGGAAGUGAAUGCUGGAAUUAAACAAAUUACUAUGCAAAUUAGCAAAAGCUGUGUGCAUUAAGGAAAUAGACACCUGGCUCAAAUAGAAGCCUGUCUCUAGUAAGUGCCUGCUGUGUUCAGUGAUUUAAGCAAAUAAAUGCCUGGGCUAUUAAUUGAAGUUUUACGGUAGAUUACAGAGCUAUUUUUGCGAAGUUGGGGAGAAAAACAAUUCUACUUUUCAUUUUCUGUUUAUCAGAUCAUCAUGCCUGGGUAUUGUGUACAAGGCACCAUCGGACACAAGAUCCUGAAUGGUCAAAAGAAACUGGAGAUGGAAAAUAGACAAACGGUAAUGCAAGAUGAGAUUGUAUUUAACUUUAUGUAUCAUCAUGAUGUUACUGCAGUAAUAGAUAUCAAAUGGAUACAUUGAAAUUGAGAUCAGUGAGCCAACCUGCUGAGGUUUGUCUGGUAACCCUUGACCUUGUCCUCUGUCUGUGACCCCUGCAGUUGGAGGUGAAGCUGCAGGUGGAGUACAUGUCGUUCAGCGCCCAUGCAGACGCUAAGGGCAUCAUGCAGCUCAUCCGCAUGGCAGAGCCUCGCAACAUGCUGCUGGUGCACGGAGAGGCCAAGAAGAUGGAGUUCCUCAAGGACAAGAUUGAGCAGGAGUUCAGUGAGUGACACCAGUAUGUCCUUGUAACCAUAUCUGUUUCAAGAAUGUUAGGGCUUCAGAGAAAAGGAUUUAGAAUUGCAGUAUGUGCCACAUGUUUGAGGAGCACUGGGUAGUAUUUAGUAGUAGGGCACAGCAAAAUGUUUUGCAACAGAAAACAACAGUCUUCUUAUUAGACAAGCUCACGUUCCACCUCCCUCGUUUCAUUCCAUUUGAAAACGUUUUUUCCCCACUGAACACAGCCCUGGUAUUAUCCCUCAUCAGUCAUUCUAUGUGUGUUUGAAUGACAGGCAUCAACUGCUUCAUGCCAGCCAACGGUGAGACGACCACUGUGAUCACCAACCCCAGUGUCCCAGUGGACAUCUCACUCAACCUGCUCAAGAGAGAGAUGGCCCUUGGAGGUAUUUUUCAGUACACCUGAGUGAGUCUCGAUCUAUAUCACUCUCAGUUAAUGUGUGUGUUAUUCUGUGUGAAUUUUCACAGGCCCCUUACCUGACCCGAAGAAGCCUCGUACCAUGCAUGGGACCCUGAUCAUGAAGGAUAAUGUAAGUUCUGAAUUCCAUCAACUGCCAUGCAUACAAAAUAUACAUAUUCUGCUUUCUCUAUUGUUUAUGAUAUAAAACAUAAAACCAUGACCUUGCCUUGCUAAUUUAGAGGUUAGUAACAACGCGCAUGCCCCGUCCACCUGAGGAUCUGUCAUUUUCAGCCAUCUAUUUCCUGUGUUUGAGGGGUGCAGAAUCCACUUGUUAGUUAAAUCCCGCAGGAUUGAUUGCUUUGAUUUCACUCCUGCGACUCUAUUGUAUUCUUGCGUCUGCCUUUCGUGUUUUCCCGUUAACGUUACGACCGCGGAAAUGUUUGUAAUGACCUGUCAAACACACCCCGUUAAUGGCUGAAAUGGGCCUCAAUGAGAUACAUUGGCUUUCCAUUGAAUCUAUAAGAACGCUAAAGCUUCGUCUGGGAUUUAAUGCACCGUCUCGACACUUACAUCACAAGAAAGAAGAAAGAUAACUUUAUUUUGAUGGGUGUACAUGUUUUGUGGAAUUGAAAAAAGUAAUUUAAUACAGUUGACAAUUUUUCUAAUUAGAUGCGCUGAAAUGAAAGCAACGUCCGAAAAUGAACACUUGCAUCACACCCGUCGCUAUGGGCGGGCCAGAGGGGGCCGGGCCCGCCCCCAAAAAUGCUUCCCCCCCCCCCCCACUUGAGGGAAUUUAUUAUUAAAUAUACGUACUGUAGGCUAAUAAUAAUUGUGCCCUGCCCUCCCAUGCAUUUCAUAUGCCCCCCUUAAGACUGAGGUCUGGCGACAGGUCUGACUUGCAUAAUAGUGAAAUUAUGUCUGAUCUCGCAAACAAUGUAAAAUAUGUUUAGAUAGGUGUAAACUAGAGCCAAGUGUGUUGAUUUUUAAUCCGAGGGUAUCCUGUUAUUGACACACAUGUUGAAUUAUGCAAGAGAAUGUGACAACAACAGUAAUUAAUGAGGCAGGCUAGCCCGCGCAUGCGAGUGCAGGUAGUGUAGACAGAGCAAAUGUUUGGUGGUUGCAGCCCUGUUCCUCCCCUUUAUGUUAAUUUUUUCAUAUAUGCAAGUACACCCAGUGUAUUUAUUCAGAUGUGGCACAAAUGUCCUAAUUUUAACACACAUAAAAAAAAUUGCUGAUAAAAUAAGAAAAUGUAUACAAAAAAAUAAGUGACAUUUGACAUUGAAAUGAAUACCGGAAUUCCCACCAAAAUCACUGAACUCCAUUCAUUAUUUGUCCUUACCGGUAAAAUGUUUUAUGUGCUAUAAUUCAGUCGAUAUCUGAUAGAUGACAAAAAUUUAAAAAGUUUGGAGUAUCUUCAUGCAUUUUCCAAGAAUGUUGCAUUUAUUAGAAUUGUUUUUAAAACCUUAACAAUUUCGAUGAUCGUUCCUAAUGUUUGUAAUUCAGGAUGUUUUAUUCUCUGCCUUUGGCCUUGCCAGUUUUGACCUCUUGUUGCCCUUGCUUCACUUCUCCCCCAUUUGUUCCCCUGCUCUCUCUGGGUGUAGAGUCUUCGGCUGGUCUCUCCAGAGCAGGCUCUCAAGGAGCUGGGCCUCAACGAGCACCAGCUCCGCUUCACCUGCCGAGUGCAGCUCCAGGACUCACACAGUGACUCCGACACCCUCAUCAGGAUCUACACACACCUCAAGAGGUAAAGUAAGACAAAGUUGACCAUUUUUAUUGUGCUUUCAAGUUCUUAUUUGGGCAAAGCUUGGGCAUACAAUAUACAUGUAUCACAAAAAAAGAGUUACAGUAAGAAGACUAAUGUCAAUGAUUCAUUCUCCCCUUUCGCUCUGUAUUGUCUCUGUUCUAGUCUACUGAAAGGUUAUACCAUCCAGCACCUCCCAGACGGGACUGUCAUGGUGGAGUCCAUUGUGAUCAAGGUGUCCUCCUCAGCUGAAGAGCCCAACACCAAGGUGCUGCUGCUCUCCUGGAGCUAUCAGGUAAGGAGGACGGGUGUUGAAAAUAAGUGUGAGCUAUUGUGACAGACCACAGUGUCUACUUAGCACUAUAGCUUCCUCCCUGUCUGGGUACACUGUCCGUACAUGGCUUGAACCAGGGUCCUCUGCAUCGCAAACACACGUGACCGUCCGUUCGACAACGUACUAGCCAGUUGCGCCACUGAAAAGCUAGCAAUUCAGCAAUGUGAGUGGAAACAGUUCAAGUUUUGGAGGGUGCUUACAGUACUAUCUGAACCCUGUUGCACUAUACACAUUAGGGCUCCUUGCAACGGAUGGAGAGUACAGCCCACAAACUUAAAGAGUCCUGUGGUUUCUAAACUUUGCUUCUUGACUCACCAUCGCCAUAUCCUGUGACGCACUUCUAUUUAUCUGACCAAAAACAUCUAGCUAUAGUAGUGCAUGUAGCGACCACAAGCCAUAACCUUUCCGUAUCUAACACUUUUUAGAUAAACACUGUAAAAUGUCAAUGAUAUGAUAUGAUAUGAUCGAAAUACAAUUUAAGUUAGUAUGUUUCAUGAUAGAGCAGAUUUACUAAUCACAACUCAAACUACUCCAUCACAUUCUCAGAUGUUCUGAGGUUUAUUUCAAUCCAAAUGCUGUCAACCUUGUGUUAUUUGUAGGAUGAAGAUCUGGGGAGCUUUCUGUCUACUCUGCUGAAGAAAGGACUUCCAUCAGGAUUGUCUUCAAUAUGAUCCCAUUGUUCAGUGUAGCUUUCUGUAAAGGUUAAUCUGUCUGUUGUACAAAGCUGAUUUGAAUACAUUGUUUUUUUAUAAAUAAAAGAAGAUUCUUGAAACCUCAUUUGUUAUGUUGUAUUAAUAUAAUUCAUGUUACUACAUUACCUAUCAAUAGUCAAAUGACAGUACAUUUUCAUGAUGUGUUUUUAAAAAGGGAAGAUGUAAAAGCAAUAUAAAAACAUUCUGCAAUGGUGUACAUAUAUGUAUGCAAAGGUUGGUGGUUUAUGAUGGCAAAAAAUUGCUUCACCAAUUGGCUUCAGAGUUUGUGAGCAGAAUAUAAAAAGCAGACAAUUACAUCAGCUGAUAGGAUACAGUUGGAACAGGUUUAUCCAAACCACUCACUGUCCCACAGCGAUGGUGUAGACCUCCCUAUUAAUCCCGGCCCACAUCCAUCUGAACCUGGCCAUGGAGGGACUCCACUUACAGUGACUAGUGGUGAAGUAGUAGAGCAGGGGGUCCAGACAGCUGUUGAGGCUGACCAGAGCCAGGGUCACACGCCGGGCAUUGUAGAUGGCAUUGGCAUAGGGACAGUGAUGGAUGGCCCCUCGACGGCGGAGCAGGUGCAGGAAGUGAACCACAUGGUAUGGCAGGAAGCAGAGCAGGGUGAUAGCCAGGAUGGUGUAGAUGACCCUCAGGGCUCCACGGGCCGUGUUGGUCCGGAUGAGAGCGAUGCGCCGUGCCACCAGAGG